This is a messenger RNA of Mytilus trossulus (common blue mussel), 912 nucleotides long. RefSeq lists its product as uncharacterized. Bases 1 to 912 code for a protein of 303 amino acids. The record is from RefSeq and is a predicted model, not a curated record. NCBI's taxonomy places the organism in Eukaryota, Metazoa, Mollusca, Bivalvia, Mytilida, Mytilidae. The transcript has 5 exons.
AUGGCAGAAUGUCCAGGAUUUGUUCCUGCUGGAAAGAACAAAGAAAAGAGACCAAUAUUUGGUCCGUUACGAAAAGUCCAAGAUUCCUCUUCUGACAAACCAACACUGGUAGAAUGGCUGAAAGGGACUGUAAAACAUCAAAAUUCAGUUAGAUUUGCCGGUGGGUCGGGAGAGCCUGUGAAUAACAUCCACAAAGUUUUGGAUGCUGAUUUCAAGAAACACCCCAAUACUUCCCAUGUUCAACAAUCAACUAUCAACGAGACUUGUGACAAUGUUGCACCAGGAUUCUUUAAUAUACAAAAUUGGAGAGAAACUUUUGAAAGGAAAAUGCAGAUACCAAUGCAUACUGGUUGCUGCACUUCAUACACCGACUAUUCAGACCAUCUUGCUUCUCACUGCAAAGAUGUCUCCAUGGAGGACGACCUAUCAAACCAAGAGGACCUUUACUGGAAAGAAGAAUCAUAUUAUCGGUCUGCACAGGAAAUCAGAGAACAUAACCGGAAGUCCGAUAUAUCGAAGCUAAAUCUCGCUUCCGGAAUAGAUAGCGAUAUAGCAGAUAUUGCUGCUCAGCUGAUGCAAGGAGAUUCUGUUCUUGAUGUUGUAGACAAAAUGGCUGCCAAAGACGACUGGAAAAGCAAAAUCAGUUUCAGUAAAACUGAUUUUCAAAGUCAGCCUGCUAGAACAAGAACCUUGAAAUUAAACGACUGUUCUGAGGUUGUCGUCAACCUUAUCGAGAAGACCCAUCCGAUGCUUCAUAAGAAACCGAUUUCCAACACCAAGACGCCAUGUCAUACGCCAUUUUUACCAGUUCAUCGACAAAACGCAUUUAAUCAGAUUCCGAUUUCUACCACCUCGCUACUUCAAAGGUCAAAUGUCAAACUGAACUUCUUGUCAACAAACAAACACAAAUGA